Molecule: messenger RNA, 927 nt
Organism: Melampsora larici-populina 98AG31
Lineage: Eukaryota; Fungi; Basidiomycota; Pucciniomycetes; Pucciniales; Melampsoraceae
Exons: 4
Coding region: 1-927 (308 amino acids)
Molecular function (GO): oxidoreductase activity
Source: RefSeq, a predicted model, not a curated record
AUGACCAGGAGCUUUUCUAAACGAGAAUUAACAAGUCCUGGAACAGUUUUGGGCGAGGUUUACCAUUACGUAGGGAAUGAAGCCAAACAGACCUUUGAAAUCGAUGACUCGAAUCCCCAACAAGUGCCUCUUCAUGACCUUCGAGCUUUAGGAGAAGUCCCGGAUUUGAAAACAGAUGGAUUUACCUAUGUCUCCGAAAGGCAUGUUACAGGAAUCGAAAAAAUGCGCGAAUUAUCGGAUGAGCAUCGUGAUGCCCUGGAGGAAGACUCCGUUGAACUCGUCAAAGAGCUGACAAGAGCAAAAACUGCAUUCUCCUAUGCAGCUUUUUUUAGAGAUCACACUUCAGAUGACUCAAUAAGACCAGUUCCAGUAAUUCACUCUGAUCUAUCACCAGAAGGGGCCAAAGUUGUGAAAGAAGCAUUACAAGAAGUCUUUAUGGAGUCGAAGGAUCCGACGGACAUUGAAAUUGCAGAAAAACUGGGAGGUAAAGGUGUCAUGAUCCUAAAUGUUUGGAGACCUAUUCAUACUGUUCAAGACAAUCCUCUUGGGUUUUGUAAAUGGGAUUCACUCUUGGAAGAUGAUGCUAUGAAGUGGAAAAUUGGACCAACAGAUACUGAAAAUGGACUUCAGGCAUGGAGGUAUAGGAAAGGUCAAAGAUGGGUUUAUCUACGCGAACAAGAACCACACGAAGUUUGGGUAUUUAUGCAACACGAUGCUAGGGCUCAUGAUGGUCACGGGAUCAAUAUUCCGCAUGCUUCCUUUACUCUUCAAGGAGAUCAAAACCAAGUUCAACCAUCUACACGAAUGAGUUUUGAGACGGCCAUCAUUGCAUUGGUUGAACCACCCCCACCUGAAGGAAUAUUGUCAAGAUUUACUGGACAUAUUCAAUCGUAUUGGAACCAAUUUAAGUGGAAUGAUUUUAAUUGA